AUCAUUUACCUAGCCACUCUUUGAAGUAGCUAGCCACAUUAAUAUGGAUGCGAGCAAUGGCAGCUCCUCAGCAGCGGCACCUCAAAGCCGGCCUCUCUCGAUACGCACGAAACCAAGGGCACCAGCCGCCGGCACCGACGAAUGGACGACGAACGAUUCCACGGCGGAGAAGGAGCCCGUGAGCCCUACUGCAAGGCUCAUGGAACCUGUAUACAUCGUCGUAACCAUUGGCCUCGGCUCACCCUUAGACCUACCCGUCUUCACCACCCACAUGGCCAGCGGGCUUCCCCGAUAUUCACGCUUCCAAAGUAUUCAGGUGACAGAGGAUGGCAACCUGCGGUGGGCACGCGUAAAGGUGAAGGUGGAGGAUCACAUCGUCGUCCCGACGCUGGAUCCCGUGGCCGUGGCCGUGGCCGCUAACCCAGACCAGUCCGUGGAGGAUUACGUGGCCUCGCUGUUCACGCUCCCCAUGGACCGCUCCCGCCCGCUCUGGGAGUUCCACUUCCUCAACUUCCCGACUUCGGAGGCCACCUCCACCGCCAUCAUCCGCGUGCACCACUCCCUUGGCGACGGGAUGUCGCUCAUGACGCUCCUCAUGUCGUCUGCAAGCAGCGCCGCUGACCCGACGAGACUGCCGGCCAUGCCGAAGCAGCCAGAGCGCACUGGCGCCAUCUACGCGCCGCGGCGGCCGCGCUCUUCUGGCGCCAUGCCUUUUCUCGGCUGGGUCUGCUCGUAUUUUGUCUUAGCCUGGAACACCAUGGUGGACGUUGCCGCCUUCAUCGCCACAAUGAUGUUCCUGAGAGACCCGCACACGCUCUUCAAGCGCUCCGACGACACAGUGUUCAACCCACCGAGGCGCUUCGUACACAGGAGUCUUAGCUUGGACGACGUCAAGUUCAUCAAGAAUGCCAUCAACUGCACUGUCAAUGAUGUCUUAGUUGGUGCGACUUCUGCUGCUCUGUCACGGUAUUACUUCCGCAAGUCAGGUAACAGCAACUCGGAUAAAAUCCGUCUGCGCUCGGUCCUCCCUGUCAAUUUAAGGUCAACCACUAGCUUACAAACAAAUGUUAAUAUGAUAGAAUCUGGUAAGAGUGACGAUGUGGCAUGGGGAAAUCAACUAGGCUACAUCAUCCUUCCAUUUCAUCUAGCAAUGCACGAUGAUCCACUUGCAUAUAUUCGCAAAGCAAAGAAGACUCUGGAUAGAAAAAAGAGCUCACUUGAAGUGGUUUUCACCUGUAAGAUGAGUGAACUUUUUCUUAAAAUGUUUGGCGUAAAGGCAGGCGCCUUUAUCUUCCGCCGCAUGUUCGCAAAUACAACUAUAUCUUUCACAAGCAUGAUUGGACCGGCUGAACAAACAAAUUGGUGUGGGCACCCAGUUGUCUUCAUUGCACCUAGUGUUUAUGGAGUUCCCCAAGUUCCAGAUUGUUCUCAUAUCAUUCCACAAUGCACAUGUGUGGGGGGAAGAUGUCGAGAUAAUGGGCGACCUCCUCCGAUGUUGCACGAAGAUAAUACAAGUGACAAGUAAUCUGCAUAUUGCGGUGCAGUUUGUUUGUCUCUGUAGCUAGAGCAUUCGAUGCCCCCUUCCACGCAAGAACAUUCACCUUCUGUGGUAUACAGGCCCGCCGCAUUCUUGCCCAACCAGGGUCAGCUUUAGCACUGAAAUCCGGAAUAGCACACUAGUCAGGAUGGAGUGCAAGACCCAACUUAUAUGCAAUGCAGACUGAAUGGACACCAGAUGGCUCCAGCUGCUAUGCAAGCACCAUCAAAAUCAAUUGGUAGAAAUAACAUGCGGACCAAAUCUAAUUUCCAGCUGCCAUCCUCAUCAAUCAAGACCUUGUGCUUCAUGGCCCAGGCUUAUCGUGAGUUGUAAUAUAGGUUAUAACUAAGAUUCGAUGACUUUCC
Molecule: messenger RNA, 1902 nt
Organism: Lolium rigidum
Lineage: Eukaryota; Viridiplantae; Streptophyta; Magnoliopsida; Poales; Poaceae
Product: wax ester synthase/diacylglycerol acyltransferase 11-like
Exons: 7
Coding region: 44-1525 (493 amino acids)
Biological process (GO): triglyceride biosynthetic process
Cellular component (GO): plasma membrane
Molecular function (GO): long-chain-alcohol O-fatty-acyltransferase activity; diacylglycerol O-acyltransferase activity
Source: RefSeq, a predicted model, not a curated record